CUGUCGCAUUGUCCCGUGACCUUACACACCCACGCACACGCACACCAUGUCCUCGCGCUUGGCCCUGCUGGAGAGGUUCGUAGAAGAUGAGUGCAUUCCGGCUGAGCCCGUAUUCACGCAGGAGAUGGCAGAAAUCGAGGCGAGGACGGGAACUCGGUGGGAGGAAGUCCCGGCGGUGUUGUCGAGACUCAAGGCAAAGGCUCGAUCUCUCGGCUUGUGGAACCUCUUCAUGCCCAAGGGGCACGAAGGGAGCGCGAAUGUGCCGAUGCAGGAAUACGCACAAAUGAGCGAGCUGAUGGGACGCUCGUCUAUCGCUCCUGAGGCGUGCAACUGCUCCGCACCCGACACCGGCAACAUGGAGGUGUUCGCCAACUAUGGCAGUCCCGAGCACAAGGCGACCUGGCUGACACCACUGCUUGAAGGCAAGAUUCGAAGCGCGUUCCUGAUGACCGAGCCUGCGGUUGCAAGCUCAGACGCCACCAACAUUGCCUGCGAUGUGCACAGAGAGGGUGACAUGUACGUGAUCAACGGCCGCAAGUGGUGGAGCUCUGGAGCGAUGGACCCACGAUGCAAGGUUGCUAUCGUCAUGUGCCGCCACGGGGGCGCUGAGUGGGAUGCGAAGGGGUCCCAUGGCCGGCACAGCAUGGUGGUGGUUCCGAUCGAUGCGCCUGGCGUGACGAUGGUCCGAGCUCUCAAGGUCUUCGGGUACGACGAUGCUCCGCACGGUCAUGCCGAAGUCGAGCUCAGGAAUGUUCGUGUCCCACUAUCCAGCAUCCUGCUGGGCGAAGGGAGGGGCUUCGAGAUUGCUCAGGGAAGGCUCGGGCCCGGAAGGGUGCACCACUGCAUGCGUGCGGUGGGGAUGGCGGAACGCGCCUUGGCAGCCCAUGUUCAGCGCUCUCGGGACCGUGUCGCGUUCGGCAAGGCGCUUAGCGAAGACAGCCUCGUGAGACAUCAUGUGGCACAGAGCCGGAUGGAGAUCGACCAGUCUCGACUUCUCGUCCAGGACUGCGCUGCGAAACUCGAGGCGUUUGGUCUACAAGGAGCCAUCCAGGAAGUUUCGAUGAUCAAGGUGGUGGUGCCGAACAUGGCAUGCCGAGUUAUUGAUCGCGCAAUCCAGAUGCAAGGCGGCUUGGGGGUGUGCCAAGACACGUUCUUGUCGGAAGCUUAUGCCCACAUGCGUACUUUGCGGAUCGCCGAUGGGCCCGACGAAGUGCACACACGCAGCGUUGCCAAGUACGAAUAUCGGCGAGCCGCAGGGAUGGCACUGUCAUCUCGCCUUUGA
Messenger RNA from Ectocarpus siliculosus, 1282 nucleotides. The record is from the annotation of a GenBank genome assembly. NCBI's taxonomy places the organism in Eukaryota, Phaeophyceae, Ectocarpales, Ectocarpaceae.